This is a messenger RNA of Schistosoma mattheei, 4629 nucleotides long. The record is from the annotation of a GenBank genome assembly. NCBI's taxonomy places the organism in Eukaryota, Metazoa, Platyhelminthes, Trematoda, Strigeidida, Schistosomatidae.
UAUGUGUUCAGAUAAAUAAAUAAAUAAAUAAAUAAAAUCUCAUUUCUCGAAUAAGUUAUUUGUUUGCAAUAGCACUAGCACCAUCACCGUUUAUUUUAUCUAAAUUCAGUGUUCCAUUGUCAAAAAUAAAUAAAGAUGUAACCUUUUGGCGGUAUAAAAUUACAGUUCGAUGGCGUAGGAGAUUAACUGUGAGAAAAGUCGUUAACAUUGAAGAUUAAUAUAAUUACAGAGAAAUCUGAGUGUGAAGUAGGCAGCGAUUGUGGAGAUUUGGAGAGGUCUUGUUCAACAAGGUUGAGAAGUCAUCACUCACCUCUUAUGGAUUCUCUGGAAAAAGUUGUUUACGAUCAAUUAGACAAUUUCGCAUCCAGUGAUUUUGAUAAGGUGCUAACUGAUGAGAACAUUAAAACUGAUGAGUUGUGGGAAAUAGAUUCUACAUUAGUUAAUGAUUGUUCUACUGUCACUGAACAAAAAACAUCACAGGAUUUAUGUGAAAAAAAGUGUGAUGCACCAAAAGUAACAAUUUCUUCGGAAUACAUUGCACAAGAAUCAGCUGUUGAUGUAAAUUCGCAAUUGUCAUCCCUAGAAAAGGAAUUGCAGUUAGUGAAUAAACCAAUUCCCAAUGAAGAUAUAACCUCUUUGCAUCGUUCUUCAUCUGAUAUAGUACUACCAUUCACUGCUCAACCAGUAUGUGCCGAUGACGAUUUUGAUACUAAUACCACUAGUUCGGAUAUUGAAGUAAUUUCGUGUUGUAAUUCUACAUAUGGUGGUGAAGUCCACGAGUUACAUUCUUCUAAUACACCUACUAUUAUGUCUCCUGUUAAAGAGCCACGUCUGUCAUCGGGAUUCAAUCAAAACUCACUUGUUUUGCAAAAAUAUUAUCUUAGAGGAUUUAGUGCUCCGAUUGUUUUAAACAAAUGUUCUAGUGGUCCUGAACAUCGUAGAUCUGUUAGUGUUUCGCAAGAUUUAUGUAUGGGUUUGCAAAAUACUAUUGAUGAUGAUUUGACAUUUGCCUAUCAUGACCUCGCUAAGAAGUUUUCCGAUGUCAAACAUUUACUAAAUGUUCGUGAAGCAAAAAUUAUGCAACUUAGCCAUGAGAACAACGUACUACAGAAUUCAGUCUCAAUAUUGCAAGAGCAAUUAAAAACUACACUGACCACACAAGAAAUUGUCACUACUGAUGUGUCCAGUAUUACCUCAGAGUUUUCUCAACGUUUAUCAGAUACAGAGAAACGAUUACAGGUUGUUUGUCGUGAACGAGACCAAUUGAAAAAAGUUUAUCGUGAUGAUAAACCUUUCGUAAAUAAUGAUAUAAAACGUGUAAAUGAAUUAGAGAAUGUAAUUUUGCAGAAAAAUGAAGAAAUUGAGAAUUUAUUAAAAGAAGGUCAUAAAUUAUCUGCUGAUCAGUUGAAGACAAAUAAUCUAUUAAAAAAGCUUCGUUCAGAACAGAAAAAAAGCAAGCAGACAGAAGCAUCACAUUUGAAACAAAUUGAACAAUUAACUGUUGAAGUUCAACGGCUGCGAAGCAGUUUAGAAAAUAAGGAAGAGAUACUUGGUAUUCAACUAACCAAUUCUACUAGACAAACGAAAGUGAUAAAUAAUUUGGAAGAACAACAGGAAAUUCUUAAGAUUCAAAUCAGUAAGAAUGAAAUCAAAAUAUCUGACCAAAAACAGGAACUGGAGACUCUCAUCAAUGAAAAUUCAGAGUUGAAAGAACAGUUGAAUCAAAUUCACUGUCAUUCACAAGCUGAAAGUCAAUGUGUCGAAGAUUUAGAAAAAGUAAAGGCUGAAUGUGAAACCUUAAAACAGAAACUGAACAGCAAUUCAAGAGAUUUACGUGCAUUUAAAACACAACAUGAAGAACAAGCGAUCAAAUGGAGAGAAGAAAUUCAGUAUUACCAGGGUUUAUUGUCUGAUGCCCAGUUGAAAAUUGAUCUAUUGAAUGAAACAACUACUACUGCAACGCAACCAAUCAUGAAACAAUUAGAAAUUCUUCAAUCUAAUUUCAAUAAUCAAGCAUUUGAAUGGGAAACAAAAGAAAGACAAUUGAAUAAAUUAUUAGCUGAAUAUAAACUUACAGCCGAUAAUGCUCAAACGUCUGAAAAAUCAUGGCGAAGUCAGCUUCAAAUAGCAGAGGAUAAUUUAGCAGUGGCUAGAUUAGAAUUGAAUUCCUUAAAGCAGAAAUAUGUUGAUUUGCAGAAAAUAUUUACAGCAGAACAAGAAAAAUCACAGGGUAGCAUGUUCGAUUUACAAGAAUUAACUGUCAAACUGGAAACAUCUAAAUCUGAAAUGAAUGAAUUUCUUUCUCGUAUAAGUGAAUUACAACAAACAUUGUUAUCUGAAGAGCAACGUUAUAAAGCAUUAGAAGGGGUGAAUAAUAAUUUAUGCUUACAACUAGAAGAAAUGAAAUUGGCAAAAGACCAACUUGUGGCAAAUAAGGUCAUCGAUCAACCAUUGAAUUCACAUUCACUUGACAGAAAAUCUCCAUUCAACAAUGAAGUAGCCAGUAUUCCAAAAACAUUUCAAUUUCAGUCUGAUAUGGUCAAUCAAGCUUCUAUGGAAUAUUUUCAAUCUCAUCUACAUUUGCGCGAAGGUGAAUGUGCUCAUUUGAAACGUGAAAUUGAACAAUUAACAGCCACACAAGAGAAGUUAUUAACUGAAGUUGCUAAACAAACAGCUCGAGCUGAGAAAUACGAAAAGUUAGCAGGUGUAAAAUAUACAAACCAUGUAAAUAGAACUUUAUCACAAUCAGAUCCCUUUGCUCCUACUACAAAUAAUUACCAUAAUCAUAAUAUUGGCGAUGUAAUUGAUGACAAUGAUCCUACAAUGGAAUUACAACAACGUUAUGAAACUUUAUUAAUUUUAUGCGGUAAAUUAACGGAAGAAAAUAAUGAACUUAAAUUGGAUUUAGCUGAUGUUAAAGAAAUGUAUAGAGCGCAGAGGGAGUUAAAUGCUAAGUUGUCAUACGAUUCUCAUUUAAUCAAUAAUGAUGAUAAGUUUUGUGACCGUCAUGCAAAGACCCACUUCAAAUGGCCCUUAAUUCGUCAUAAAUCUGAAGAUAUUAGUACUUCAGGUUCUUUCAUUCAACCUGGGUACAAAUUCAGUUAUGAAACGGACUGUGAUGUUAAACAAAUCGAAUUUACAAAGCCAUCAGAUUUAAUCGCUCUCAAUGGUCUAGAUGGUCAGACACAAACAUUCAAUUUUAGCACAGCUUUUAAUUUUUCCCAAACCAAGUCUGUCGAUCAGGAUGCUAGUAAUAACUACAAAACAAUUUUUACCUACUCCGAUCCUGUUACAAAUGUUAUAGAUUGUCAAUUAGACAUUUUUGAUUUUAUGGAUACUGGAUAUUCCAAAAAUUUAAACAGUCGAUUACAUUAUUCAUUCCUUGUCCUAUCAGCUUUAUUAUUGAUUAUAUUCUUUCCAUUCUUGUGUUGGUUUUAUGUGAAGCGUCUUGCGAAAAGUGAACGAAUCAUUAUAUUUCGACUCGGAAAACGAAUGAAAUCUAAAGGACCUGGUUGGGUAUUUCUGUUGCCUAUAUGUGAUCGUUACCACUUAAUUACUCUCGAUGAUCAACUAGUAAAAAUUAAACCUGUAUCUGGUGGUACAAAAGAUGAAGCUGUUGUAGAAGUGACAUGUUCAAUAAUAUUUUAUUUAUUAGAAUCAGAUUAUGCAUUUAGUAUAACUAAUAAGAGCCCUUUGGAUAUUGUUACUACACAAACUCAAUUAUGUUUAUUAUCAGCAUUAACUCAUUUAGAAUGGUAUUAUUUAGAACAAGGUAAUGCAAAAAUUGACUUGGCUAAUGAAACAAAAGGCACAUUAAAUUCUCGUUGUGGUCCAUACGGCAUUCAUGUGAAAGAAGUUACUAUUGAUGGUUUAGUUCUACUCCGUCCGCCACCAUCGCAUAAUUCCAAGUCAAAUAUUGAACUGGUUACUAAACACUUGCAUCAAUUAUCAUGUGUAUUGCUGAAUAGUCGAGGUGAUAAACCGCUAAUAAGACCACCCACUAGUCAAUCGAAAGUAGAACAACAAAUAAUCAAUUUGUCUAAUGGUUCCGAACAAACUAAUUCAACAUCAAUGUCAUGUGAUACCACCGACAUAAUAUCAGACCCAGAAAUAACAACUACCACAAUAACUAAUGAAUCUAGUUCUGUUGAAACUACACCGCUAAUAAAUAAAGUACAAAAACAGUAUAGUUUUAAGUCUUUAAAUGCUCUGUCACAAUUACGCAUUUCACAUAAUUAUCCUGCUUUAUCGAAAGCAAUAACACGUGCUCAAGGUCUACUUAAUAGUAAUAUCGCUUGUCAAGCUCUUGAUUGUGCAUCAUUACAAUUAGUUAUAUCAAUGGAGAACAAAUUUGUCAAAGAUCAUUUACCAUUAUUGAAUUCAGUGGAAAAUCGAAAUUUUAUUCUACUUUAUUUGGAUGCUGGUACUGGAACUGUCGGUUCAGGUUGUCUACCAGUUGAUAAACAACCAGCAAAUGUUACACUUUUCAUACAUAUUGACGAUUUAACUGAUGUGGUAGAAGGUCGUUUAGAUGUAAUAAACGCAAUAAAAUCUGACAAAGCUUUCAUGACCGGUUCAUUAUCAGUGUUAUCAAAAAUGCGUCAUUUACUUUAUCUGCCUCCAGUUUGA